Ahaetulla prasina is the source of this 4970-nucleotide messenger RNA. RefSeq names its product phosphoinositide-3-kinase regulatory subunit 2 (gene PIK3R2). NCBI's taxonomy places the organism in Eukaryota, Metazoa, Chordata, Lepidosauria, Squamata, Colubridae. Bases 475 to 2658 code for a protein of 727 amino acids. Gene Ontology annotation, biological process: insulin receptor signaling pathway; phosphatidylinositol phosphate biosynthetic process. Gene Ontology annotation, cellular component: phosphatidylinositol 3-kinase complex. The transcript has 16 exons. The record is from RefSeq and is a predicted model, not a curated record. Gene Ontology annotation, molecular function: protein binding; 1-phosphatidylinositol-3-kinase regulator activity.
AGACUUCGGUUAUUCUCGGGUUUGGUCGUGAACUCUCGGCCCUUCCCGGUUUUCCCUCUUUCCCUGGGUUGCAGCUGCGUUCCCAGCGCCAAGAACUGGCUGAAGCGAGGAGGGGGAGCUUGAAGGAGGAACGGGAGCGCUUCGUGGGCAAAAGAGUCCUGCACAUCACAACUUCCUCCAGAACACCUUUGAGAUCCUGAGCUGUGGUUCGCCUCUCCUCCCCAGACAACCUGCAAGUGCUGGAUUAUGCUCGUCACGUUCUCUCUUUGCUUCAUCAUCUGGUUGAAUCGUGGCUUCAAAUUACGGGAACGACGGGGCUGUACUUAGGGCCCGGCCGUUCAUGCCAGCGGACCCAAGAGACUUUCACCUUCAUGCAGAGCACUUGAGAGGGAAGUGGGACAGCCACCCUCAGCCCACCCCUCUCUUCCACUUUUUCCCUCGCCGGUGCAUUUGCUUGGCCUUUUCCAGGGGACUAUGGGGAGCACAGAAGGCUUCCAGUAUCGGGCCCUCUACCCCUACCGCAAGGAACGCAACGAAGACAUCGAUCUGUUACCUGGGGACACCUUGGUGGUGAGCAAGGGGGCCUUGCAGGCACUGGGCUUUAAAGAUGGAGAUGAGCAGAUGCCGAACCAGAUUGGCUGGAUUCUGGGGGUCAACGAGCGCACCAAACAAAAGGGGGAUUUCCCAGGCACCUAUGUUGAAUAUGUGGGGCCAGUGAAAAUUUCCCUCCCGUCCCAUCGUCCCAGGGUCACCAGGCCCCUGCCCGCCACUCCUGGAACAGGAGCAUCCCAUGCUCCGGAGGAACAGGGGGUGACGCUUCCAGAACUUUCUGAGCAGUUUGCCCCACCCGAGGUCGCCCCACCUCUGCUGUGUAGGCUGGUGGAUGUGAUUGAGAAAAAAGGGUUAGACAGCAAGAUGCUCUACAGAACAUCUGGCUCCGAACUAAGGCAAGCACUGAGAACCGACUGGGCUGCGACUGGCGAUUUGGAGGUCUUAGAUGUGCAUUCCCUGGGCGAGGCUGUCAAGGGAUACCUGCUAGAUCUGCCGACCCCCGUGGUACCCCCUUGCGUGCAGGGUGAAAUCUUACGAGUGCUCCAAGAUGUUACCCAACCGGAGCUUUGUCAAAAGCAGUUGCUUUCGGUGUUGGAGUCUCCAGCCAUGCCUCUGCCACACCUCCUCACCUUCCAGUUCCUGCUCCGGCACUUUUCCAAGGUGGUUGAACAAGCCGAAAGCAAUGGAUUGUCGCCUCGGACCCUGAGUGAGAUCUUCGGGGUUCUGCUCCUUCGACUCCCUGCAGCUGCCAGCUCUGAGACAACGCCUGAUUUUCCAAACCUCUUCCUGGAGACCCUUCUGCAGACAAAGGACACUGAGCCAGACCUUCCCCCUCCAGCUCUGCCUCCAAAGCCACCCAAAGCAAAACCUGCAGCAGUCUCUCUAACCAACGGGAAUGGCACAACCCUGCAGGAUGCAGAGUGGUACUGGGGAGACAUCUCCAGAGAGGAAGUGAAUGAAAAACUCCGAGACACUCCUGAUGGUACCUUCCUGGUGAGGGAUGCUUCCAGCAAGAUCCAGGGUGAAUAUACAUUGACCCUCCGGAAAGGGGGAAACAACAAACUGAUCAAGAUUUUCCACCGGGAAGGCAAAUAUGGCUUCUCAGAGCCGCUGACCUUUGGCUCUGUGGUGGAACUCAUCAAUCACUACCGGCACGAGUCCCUGGCCCAGUACAACGCCAAGCUGGACACUCGGUUACUGUACCCGAUCUCCAAGUACCAGCAGGACCAGGUGGUGAAGGAGGACAGCGUGGAGGCGGUUGGGGAGCAGCUGAAAGUCUAUCACCAACAGUACCAGGACAAGAGCCGCGAGUACGACCUUCUGUACGAAGAAUACACACGCACCUCGCAGGAAUUGCAAAUGAAACGGACGGCCAUUGAGGCCUUCAAUGAAACCAUCAAGAUCUUUGAAGAGCAGUGCCAGACGCAGGAGAAAUGCAGCCGGGAUUACGUGGAGCGCUUCCGGAGGGAAGGGAAUGAGAAGGAGGUGCAGCGGAUCAUGAUGAACUCAGAAAAGCUGAAGUCUCGCAUUACCGAAAUUCAUGACAGCAAGAUGAAGCUGGAGCAGGACCUCAAGCAGCAGGCCUCCGAAAACCGGGAGAUCGACAAGCGCAUGAACAGUCUUAAACCUGACUUGUUGCAGCUGCGCAAACUCCGUGACCAGUAUCUAGUAUGGUUGACCCAGAAGGGGACACGUCAGAAGAAGAUCAAUGAAUGGCUUGGUAUCAAGAGUGAAACGGAGGACCAAUACUCCAUGAUGGAGGACGAUGAAGAGCUGCCCCAUCACGAUGAGCGGACAUGGUAUGUAGGCAAGAUCAACCGUACCCAGGCAGAGGAAAUGCUGGCGGGCAAGCGUGACGGAACCUUUCUUAUUCGGGAGAGCAGUCAGCGAGGGUGCUACGCCUGUUCUGUGGUGGUGGAUGGAGACACGAAACACUGCGUGAUUUACAAGACGGCAACAGGCUAUGGCUUUGCAGAACCUUACAACCUCUAUGCCUCGCUUAAGGAGUUGGUUUUGCACUACAAGCACACCUCCCUCGUGCAGCACAAUGACUCACUCAAUGUCACGCUGGCGCACCCGAUCCUCUCCCAGCCUCCUCCAAGAUGAGCACUUGUCUUCCCUUCCCUACCACUUCCCACCCUUCCAGAAUCUCCGAUGAUGGCCUGCCUUUCCUUGACUGCCCCAUGGGAUCAAAAGCCCCUCAGAUUUUCUUCUUGUGUUCACCGUUAACUCUGCCUAUUGUUCUUGCUUUCCAUCGGUGGCUCUCCUCUUCUACUUCCUUUUCCUGCCUACCCUCCUUUCUCUAAGCUGGGUUUUUUUUUCAACCUUGACAAUGUUAAAAUACUUGGACUUCGGCUUAGCACACUGGCUGGAGAAUUCUGUGAAUUGAAGUCCAUGCAAUGGUCAAGGUUGAAAAUCAUUGUUCUGGGCUAACGUCUUUAUUUACAUUCGUUGGUGCAGUUUGAAUUCCUUCAUUUUCCUCCUAGUGGCUUUUUUUGGUGCUAGGGAUCCUACCUUAUAUCGCUGGGCACGAUCUCAGCAGAGAAGCUAUUCUUGGUGGGGAGAAAAUGGUGCUUCUGCAGGCUGGCAAUCCCUAAGAAUUUGGGGAGAGACAAUUAUUUCCUUUCCUCAUUUUCUCCCUCCUGGAUUUGCCUGGGAAGGGCCGGAUGAGAUGGUUAAGAACUCCUCAGGCCUUGCAUCCAUCUGUGUUGGCAUUCACCUGGCAAAACUCAGCCUGCUUUGCAGUGACUCUCUUCCCCCGUGCUGGCUUUCUUUUCCUUCCCCUUCCGCGGUGUAGAGUGAUAUGACAGUAAUCCGUUUUUAGCUUCCUAUGCAGCUGCUUCUGUUCUUAAAUAUGCAAAAAUGGAGAGCGGAAAAGAAAACUCCAUUAUCGUGGUCUUUAGAAGCUUCUCCCCACUCUUUCAAUCUGCCUUGCUUUCCAAGCACUUUACCUGCUGCUGAGUGGGCGGUGGGGGAGGGAGGGAAUGAUGCCGAUUCAAAUGGCCUCACACUUCAGCCUUCCCCCGUGACUUCAUUUAAUCAGGAUGCAGAGCCUGCAUCUUCUUUGAACCUGAUGCUGAGGCUAGCAAGUCAUGCUGGAGAUCCUCAGCCUUCCUGUGAGGCCAGGUGUGACAUCCCUUCUGACAGGGCUCCACUUCAGCAUCCAGGCCAGUCCUGCGUCUCAGGUCUGUACCUGUCCAUAGUUCUGGAUGGAACCUGGAGAUUGGCGGCUUGACUUGCAUGCUCUUUGGCAUAAAGCCAUAAACUCAUUUCCAAACUUUUGCCCAAAAAGAAGGGGAGGGUAAUUCUCACUCGUAGGCUUUCGUCCACCUGUAUUACCUGGCCUGCUUUAUGUAGGGCUGGCUUCAAUUUCCAAGAGCUGGUCUAAAGCCAUUUGAUCCGUAAAACCAGGGGUGGGCUUCAUAUCCUUUAGCAAUGGGUUGACUGCCCCGUUGCUGGGUGGGCGUGGCGUAGUUGGCUGCCUGCACUAUGAUGUGGGGGGGGCUUUUUUGCCCUUCCCAGGCUCCUGAGGCUUUCCUUGAGCCUCUGGGAGGGCGAAAACAGCUUUCCCCGGGAUCCAGAGACCCUCCGGAGGCUGGAAACAGGCCUGUUUCUGGACUUCUGGAACCUCUGGUAGGCCUGUUUUUUGCUCUUCCAGACCCAUUACGCAGCCCCUGCACUAACCUGGAAUGAUGAAGGGCCACGUGGAGACUCCUGGGAGGGGUGGGGAGGGAUGGGCGGGGCGGGGUGGGCAUGGUCAGCUAGGGGUGGCAUUUGGGGAUUCGCCGAACCCCGGCGAUCCUUGGCUAAAGGAUCACCUGAACCCACCCCUGCUCACAACCCAUAUUGCACACAAACCCUUGUGAUUUUUGUGUCUUGCGGGCACAUGCAACAAACGGUCUCUGGUCUGAGGCUGUAUUUUUUUUAUCUUUUGUCUUCCUAUCAAAGCCCCUGUUUGAUGCCAUUGCUAACCUCCCUUAAAGGAUGGAAUUAUUAUUAUUAUUAUUAUUUUAAUUUUCAACAUUCUUUUCCAGUUAGCAAGGAGGAGGGCUCUUUCUUGGUUCAUGGCCAUAUGCCCCUCUGGAUCUGCGUGUUCCUCCCAUGCAGAACGGAGCAAGCUCGAAUGAAUGGAUUCCAGCAGCAAAAGUUUUCUUUUUGUGUGCGUGUUCUCAUCCUAGAUAUAUGCAAUAAUAACAAACACCUCUCCUAUUUCCCUUCCUCACAUCAUUCCAGCCAUACUUUCCAGGCUCCUUCACUUUAAAAAAGAAAAAAAAGGAAAGAAAUGUUUAUUACAUCAUUGUAAGCUCCAGUAUUUGCGUCAGAAUUUGUUACUGUAAGAUAAAAAGAAAAUGAAAAGUUUUGUACGGUACUUCAACAUAAAAAAAAAUAAUAAAAUGAAAUGUGUUAAUGCAAAAGUG